Lytechinus variegatus (green sea urchin) is the source of this 2281-nucleotide messenger RNA. RefSeq names its product retinol dehydrogenase 12-like. Bases 21 to 1109 code for a protein of 362 amino acids. NCBI's taxonomy places the organism in Eukaryota, Metazoa, Echinodermata, Echinoidea, Temnopleuroida, Toxopneustidae. The record is from RefSeq and is a predicted model, not a curated record. The transcript is spliced from 5 exons.
AGACCGUGCUAUUAAUUGUUAUGAACAUGGAGCUUGCUGAAGAUUGCGGGACAUUGUUUCUUCUACAGUCUUUUGAAUGGCUUCGUUGCUUUUCUCUUUACGUGGCCCUUGGUAGUCUCGUGGUCACUGUGCUAACAUCGUAUGCCGCAUAUUGCUAUUUUCAUCGAGGAAUAACCAUCAGAUGGCAUCCAGGCACCCGGCGAGUGAACAGUCGCAUCAACCUCAGAGGGAAGACAGUGCUUAUAACAGGUGCCAAUGCUGGUAUUGGUCGAGAGACUGCUAUUGACCUUGCUAGCCGAGGAGCAAGGGUUAUCAUGGGAUGUCGCAACCCGACCAAAGCAAAAGUAGCAAUAGCCGAUGUCCGCAAGAGAUCAUCCAAUGAAAAUGUCAUCUUCAAGCAAAUAGACCUAUCAGACUUGAAUUCAGUCAAAAAGUGCGCAGAGAAAAUUCUGAAAGAAGAGGAGAGACUUGACGUUCUCAUAAACAAUGCAGGGCUGGUUAGUUUCUCCGACCGUGGCCUGACGCCAGAAGGCUAUGAUAUCACCAUGGCAACGAAUCACGUUGGGCAUUUCGUUCUAACCCUCGCGUUGAUUAAUAUUAUCAAGAAGAGUGCCCCCAGUCGGGUCAUCAAUGUAUCAUCCUUCGGUCACCUCAGGAUCAAACAAAUUGAUUACACAAAUAUAUCAGGCAAAGGAGUAUCUGGAUUUAAUCGCUAUAAACAGAGUAAACUGGCUAAUAUUCACUUUACUAAAGUCUUAGCACGCCGCCUAUCAGGGACUGGUGUCACAGCGUAUUCGGUAAAUCCGGGGACAGUAUAUACUAACAUCUGGGAGUCUAGCAGGGUCAGUUUAAAGCCCGGAUUGUUCCGCUAUAUCUUAUCACUGGCAAUGCCACUUUUAAGACUCUUUUUGCUAAAUGAGAAGGAUGGUGCCCAAACCACUAUCUACUGUGCUGUAGACGAAUCGAUCGCACACCUUUCUGGUGGAUACUUCACAAACUGCAGCCUGGGAAAGGAGUCUAAGUUGGCUGAAGACGAGCAAGUUGCCAAACAACUAUGGGAUAUCACCUGCAAGGCGACUGGCGUCGACCCUAAUAUCUUACCAGAAUAAGGUUUUCUGUCGCAUUCUAAUUCCUUUAUGAAAUUUUCAUUUCUUAUGAAUGAAAUACAGUAUUUCAAAUUGUCCCCUUAUCGAUGAAGGUGUAAUACUUCUAAAGCCCCAUAAUAAAACAAAUUAUGUGUGCCUAUGGAUAGUUCCAAUGCUACUCCACCGUAAUCCUCGAAAUCAUGCAUUCUUUCAUUCAAAUUCAAGUAAGUCCAACAUUUUCCUCCUUUUGUCCUGUUUAUUAUAUUUUUUAUUGCAGUUAUUAUUUUGUUUAAUGUAAAAUAUUGUGUUUUAUGUUUGUAUAUACUCUUUAAUCGCAUAUUUCUAUGCGAUUAAAGAGAACAUUGAAUUAAAUUGAACAUGAAUUAUAUAAUUGAUGUUUAUGAAUAUCCCUAUUUAAAUAAAAUAUUUCAAAAUCUAAUACUGACCUUUUCAUUUUAAACCUUAGAAAUUUGGGGUUGCCAAAUUAUCGGAACGUUGAUUGUGGAUGUCCCCCACACAUAAACGUGACAAUACAUUUACUUUGAGUGAUACUAAUUUCAUGUUGGAAUUUUCUAGAAAUGAAUGAAGGAGUUUACUUUGAUAUCGUAGUGGUAUGUGCCAAACGAAAUAUAUUGUUUUAAGAAAAUGCAAAACAUCUAGCUUGAAAGAAAUGUAAUGCAUAUAUCAAAAGAAAGAACAUAUGAGUGGAAUAAAAUUGUCAUUUCAAUUUAAGUUUGGGCGAGUUAAACUGAUUAUUGUUUAUAUUUAUUUUGUUACUUUAUGAUAUCCAGGUCGUAAAUUAGAAUUCAGGUCAGAAAAAGAGGACAGGGUGUCUACUUUUGAAUUUCCCUUUUUUACGUAUUGCCAAAGGAAUUAUAUGUGGUUAUUGAUAAGUUGGCAAAAGGUUUUCGUCAUCCACACACACACACACGCCUACCGAUAUUAUCAGUACGGUAUGGGAGCAUUUUGUAUUUCCAAAAUACACUCAUCAUGCAUUCGAUUAAGUUUUGUGUAUAUUUGUUUUAUGUGCAUGUAUUAUGUUUUAAAGGACCCCAUGGAAGAACAGUGGUAUCUUAUUGAUACCGCUGAAAUGGGCCAUCCUCCAUCUUAUAUCUGUAUAAUAUGUUAAAUUGAUCAUGUAUAUAUUUUAUAUUUUUAUGUGAAAAUAAAUACAACAAACAAACAAUAAAUUAAUA